AUGCACGGCACCCAUGUUACCCUCCGUAUGCUGCUGCUGCUGCUCCUCCUCUCCGUCCUCUGCGCCGGGUCGGAGGCGCUGACUGGCCACUCUGAGUUGGAGACGGAUGAAGUGGUUCCCGUGGUCCUGUUCAGGGGGGAGGAGGAGGACACCCACCUGUUGCCGGAGCUGGCCCGCCGUCGCCGUGGCCAGCGCUCCCUGGACUCCCCCGGGGCGGCUCAGCCCGGCAAGGACAACCUCAUUCUGUCCUUGCCCGCCUUCGGACGGAGCCUUUUCCUAAACCUGAGGAGGGAUAACACGUUUCUGUCAGACAACUUCGUGAUAGAGGAGAGGGGGAAGGAGAGGAGCGCCACCCUGUCCCACAGCCCGCCGGAGAACCUCUGCUUCUACUCCGGGUGGAUCGUGAACCACACCGACUCCUUCGCCGCACUCAACACCUGCGGCGGCCUGACUGGACUUGUCUAUGCUGGCGAGGAGAGUCUCUUCAUCCAGCCCGUCAGCCAGAGUGACCCAUCUCAGUCCUUCUCCGGGCUCAAACACCGACUGGUCCGACGCAGACGCUCAGCCAAGACAAGUGACGCUGCAGCUCCGGACACCGACCCCCCUCCCUCUGCUGGGGACCAGCCCACGUACUGCGGCACUGUACCAGGGAAGAGGAAGGAGAAGCGGUACAAAAUGGGUGAGGAGGGCCGAGGAAAGAGAAACGCCAUUCGUCUGAAUGAAGUGUUCACUGUGGAGACGUUGGUAGUAGCUGAUGCCGAUAUGGUGCAAUACCACAGUGCCGAGGCAGCGCAGAGGUUCCUGUUGACCGUCAUGAACAUGGUUUAUAACAUGUUCCAGCACCAAAGUCUUGGAUUCAGGAUCAACAUCCGCGUCACUAAGCUGGUGCUGCUUCACAGCCGCCCAGAAAAGCUGAAAGUGGGCCAUCAUGGGGAGAGGUCCCUGGAGAGCUUCUGCCAGUGGCAACAUCAGGAGUUUGGGGCACGAUACCUCGGCAACAACCAUGUGCCCGGAGGAAGGGACGACAUUCCCCCCGUGGACACAGCUGUACUGAUCACCCGGACAGAUUUCUGCGUGCACAAAGAUGAGCCCUGUGAUACUGUAGGUAUUGCUUACCUGGGAGGUAUCUGCAGUGCCAAGAGGAAGUGUGUGCUGGCAGAAGAUAACGGACUGAACUUGGCCUUCACCAUCGCGCAUGAACUGGGACACAACCUGGGGAUGAGCCACGAUGACGACCAUCCCGCCUGCGACGGCCAUGCCCACAUCAUGUCCGGUGAAUGGGUGAAAGGCAGGAACCCCAGUGAUCUCUCCUGGUCCUCCUGCAGCCGUGACGACCUCGAGAAGUUCCUCAGGUCCAAAGCCAGCGCCUGCUUGUUGCACACAGACCCACGGAGCCGCUACCAGGUACAGCUGCCUCCCAAGCUGCCCGGCAUGCAUUACAGCGUUGACGAACAGUGCCAGAUCCUGUUUGGCACCAACGCCACCUUCUGCAACGACAUGGAGCAUCUGAUGUGUGCUGGCCUGUGGUGUUUGGUGGAUGGAGACACAUCCUGCAAGACCAAACUGGAUCCUCCUCUGGAUGGCACAGAGUGUGGCCCGGACAAGUGGUGCAGGGCAGGGGAGUGUGUAAUCAAAACCCCGAUCCCCCAGCAUGUGGAUGGGGACUGGAGCCCGUGGAGCCAGUGGAGCAUGUGCAGCAGAACCUGUGGCACCGGAGCGCAGUUCAGACAGAGGAAAUGUGACAACCCUCCACCUGGUCUUGGUGGUAAACACUGUCAGAAGGCCAGUGUGGAGCACAAGGCCUGUGAGGGCCUUCCCUGCCCCAAGGGGACGCCCAGUUUCAGAGACCUGCAGUGCCUCUCCUUCGACCGACACGCCAGCAAGAAGAAGGCCAGCAUGGUGACAGCUUUCAUCAACGAUGAGAAGCCAUGUGCUUUGUUUUGCAGCCCCGUGGGGCGAGAUAUCCCUGUCCUGGUGGCCGACAGGGUGAUGGAUGGAACACCCUGUGGACCCUAUGAGAGUGAUCUGUGUGUCAACGGCAGGUGUCAGAAAAUUGGCUGCGAUGGCAUCAUCGGCUCUUCAGCCAAGGAAGACCGCUGCGGUGUGUGCAACGGAGACGGACGAUCCUGCAAGAUAGUGAAGGGAGACUUCAACCACACCAGAGGCAUGGUCACCGCUAGGCAGUGUAAGAGGGUUUCUACCUGUGUGAUGGCUAAACCCAGGGCUGUCCCCAAGUGUUUCUCAUGCUACAUCGAGGCGGCCAUCAUCCCUGUGGGGGCCAGGAGAAUCAAAGUAGUGGAGGACAAGCCGUCCCACAGCUUUCUGGCCCUAAAAGACUCAAGCAAGAGGUCCAUCAAUAGCGACUGGAAGAUCGAGCUUCCAGGAGAGUUCCAGCUGGCGGGGACUACUGUGCGUUAUGUGAGGAGGGGACUAUGGGAGAAGAUGUCUGCUAAGGGGCCCACCAAGACACCCCUUCACCUGAUGGUGCUGCUCUUCCAUGACCAGAGCUAUGGCAUCCACUACGAGUACACGGUGUCUCUGAACACAACUCAGGAGAGGAGCAGCGAGGAGCAGAGAGAGCCGGAGCAUCUGUACAUCUGGACACACAGCAGCUGGCAGGACUGUACCGUCCAGUGUGGUGGAGGGGAAAGAAGGACAGUAGUAUCUUGUAUGAGGAUGGCUAAUAAGACCAUGGAACUAGUCAACGACAGCCACUGUCAGCCUGAGAACCGGCCACUACCCCAAGUGCGACCCUGCAACACUCACCCCUGCCAGUACCGGUGGGUGACAGGGGAGUGGGGGUCCUGCUCUGUGACAUGCGGGAGGGGUCUUCAGCAGAGGGAGGUGGUGUGUGUAUACCAGCUCCAAAAUGGCUCCCUCAUUCAUACAAAGGAUCUUUACUGCCAGGGGGGCAAGCCCCCUGUCCUGCAAGCCUGUGAGGGACGUCUCUGCCUUACCAUCUGGGAGGCUUCAGAGUGGUCCAAGUGUUCUUCUGACUGUGGUAAAGGAGUACGCAGACGGACGGUGUCCUGCACCAACCCGAAGGGGAGAUGUGAUCCUCUCUCCCAGCCCGCUCAGGAGGAGCCCUGCGAGGACCACUCCAAAUGCUACGAAUGGAAGACUGGAGACUGGUCCAAGUGCUCCUCAUCAUGUGGGAAGGGGCUGCAGUCCCGGGUGGUCCAGUGUAUGCACAAAGUGACAGGCCGGCAUGGAAACGAAUGCCCGUCUCCGAUGAGGCCCCCCACCUACCGGCCCUGCCACCAGGGCGCCUGUAAUGAAAAGAUCAACGUCAACACCAUCACGUCGCCCAGGCUAGCCGCUCUGACCUACAAGUGCACGGGGGACCAGUGGACCGUGUACUGCCGCGUGAUCCGAGAGAAGAACCUUUGCCAGGACAUGAGAUGGUACCAGCGGUGCUGUGAAACCUGUAGGGACUUUUACGCUAACAAAACACUGCACAAGCGCUAA
This is a messenger RNA of Lampris incognitus (smalleye Pacific opah), 3468 nucleotides long. It is a transcript of the gene adamts17, whose product is annotated as ADAM metallopeptidase with thrombospondin type 1 motif, 17. Gene Ontology annotation, biological process: extracellular matrix organization; proteolysis. Gene Ontology annotation, cellular component: extracellular matrix. Lineage: Eukaryota; Metazoa; Chordata; Actinopteri; Lampriformes; Lampridae. The record is from RefSeq and is a predicted model, not a curated record. Gene Ontology annotation, molecular function: metalloendopeptidase activity. The coding region runs from base 1 to 3468 and encodes 1155 amino acids. The transcript has 24 exons.